Messenger RNA from Menidia menidia (Atlantic silverside), 5693 nucleotides. NCBI's taxonomy places the organism in Eukaryota, Metazoa, Chordata, Actinopteri, Atheriniformes, Atherinopsidae. The record is from the annotation of a GenBank genome assembly.
CUGGGUCAUAUCUUUUGUUUUUGUUCUGCAAUUUCAUCUAUCUACCUGGAUUUUCUGCCUAACAGCAGAAUCUGUCUCGUCUCAUGCUCGGAUCAAGUGUUCGCUCCCAUAUCAGUACCUGCUUCUUCAUCUCCCUGUCUCUCCUCUCCCUCAGUUCUAUUCAGCCUGCUGUCAGUGGGUGCCCAGACGGAGAUGAAGAAGGUUGUUGGGGACAAUGCCACCUUACCAUGCCACCACCAGUUCCCAUCAUCCAGCCCUCUGGACAUCGAGUGGCUCCUCCAGAAACCAAAUUCCAAACAGAAAGUGAUCAUCACCUUCUUCGGGGGCCAGGUGUACACGGAGGUUACGGGCAGCGAGGCCAAUCGUCUGUCCUUUGCUGGGGAGUACCUGGGCGGAGACGCCUCCCUGCUGAUCAGUGACCUGCUGCUGACCGACUCUGGGGAGUACUAUUGUAAAGUUAAAACUGGGGGAAAGUACCACUGGAGCCAGGUCAACCUCAUUGUGCUCGUCAAGCCGUCCAAGCCAAGAUGCUGGAUGGAUGGGAAACUUGUAGAGGGCAGUGAUGUCAAGCUGAGCUGUAAAUCCAGCGAUGGUUCAGACCCCAUUAGCUACAAGUGGGAGCGAGUGCUGGACAAAGGCAAGAGUCUGGGCAAGCUGCCAAACCUGGCACUCAUAGAUCUCAAAAACCCAGAGAUUGUAACCCUGAGGAACCUCACCAUGGACAGCACAGGUGUCUACAGGUGCACGGCGAGCAAUGACGUGGGAGAGGAAAACUGCACCAUCGAGGUCACAAUGCAGCAUGUGAGAGAUGUGGGGAUGGUGGCAGGUGCAGUUGUGGGAAUAUCUCUCGGUGUCCUCAAAGUCAUAUUAAUCAUUUGGCUCGUAUUCCGGAAGAAAGAGAAGAAGAAGUACGAGGAGGAGGAGACCCCAAACGAAAUCAGAGAGGACGCUGAGGCUCCCAAGGCCAAGCUUGUGAAGCCGAACUCCCUGUCCUCGUCUCGCUCUGGCAGCUCGCGCUCCGGCGCCUCCUCCACACAGUCCAUGGUGCACAACAGCGCCCAGCGUGGUCACCGCCCCCGCCCGCCGGCUGUAGCUGCUCUCAAGGAAAAUGGACAGCCUCCAGGCUUCCCCCAGUCCCCUCCAGCCUACACUGCAGUGGUGCCCCCCAAGACCCCCGAGCCCCCCGCCACUCCCAAAUACAACUCCAGGAACAUGUCCGGACCCACACCCCCGACUCUUAUGGUCCCUGCCCAGACCAAGGCCUUUCAGACUGUGUAGGACUGAAAGCCGACCCGUUCCUGCAGCCAUGUGAAACCACCCAUCCCUUCCCAAGCCCCCUUUAUCCCCCUCCACAAGACAAAAACUCUUCCAUAAACAAAGAAAUGCAACUAGUUAAAAGGAUGUAAUUAAAAGAAUCAAUACUAUAAGUCCAAAAGUACUUUUAAUGAAUGCAUACUUAAAAAGGGAAAAUAAGACAUGCUUGCCCCCUACUGAAUUGCAUAAAAACAACAAAACUAAAGCAAAAGCAGAUACCUGAGAUGCAGCACUGUUUGUGUCUCAUGGCUGAAGGCAGAACUUCUUUUUUGAGUUCCUUGUUUUGGCUUUGGAAGACACAGAGAAGCACCGUGUGCAUUGAGGUGGAAGACUCCCCCUAGUAGAGCCUUUAUUUAUUUAUCAAACCAAGUGGUUAGCCAGGCUGUAGGAAGAAGAAGUGAGAAAAGGAAAACGGUAAAGUAUGGACAGCAAAGUAAACCCAACUCGAUAAAGUCACACCUCUUUUUACCAUUGCUUGUUUAAGAUGGAUAUGAGCAUGGUGCACGUGGGUAGAAUGAGAGCGAAACGACGGCUCCCAAAUUUGAAUUCUCAUUUUCUAAUUGGAGGACGGCAGCGCGUGGUGACUCUUGUGAUUCACGUCGCUCAGCACUUCCGUUUGGAUGCUUGCUCUAAAAACCACAAAGCGCUUCGCCUCCCACGGGCUGGGGCUACUGUGCCCAUCCAUGUGGACAGACGCAGGGCGCGGCAUGUGCAUCAUCUGCCUCAGUGCUCUCUGUCUUUUGUGCUUUCACAAGGAACCCAAGAGAAACCGUGGCAGUCCUGAGACUGACUCAGCAAGCUCACAAAAAGCUCCUCUGCAGGGGAAACUUCAGGUACAAGGAUGUAGCACUGACAGCAGAGUCAAAUCAGUGGAGCUCUUAGCCUCCCGCCCACGGCCUGUCUACUUCUAUGGACCUCCUUCUCUCUGGUACCAAAUAUCCUCCCUGAGUAAUUAACUAGUAUUUAUUAGGCCUAUAGUGAUACUUUAAAUAUAGAGGUAAGCUUGUAAUAGACCAGCUGGGCUUUCCUUUCUUCAGUCUGUGUUAUCCUGUGUCUCUUCUCCCUGAGCAGGUUGUAAAGAGUGACAGACAGCCAUGUGUCCAAUCAUCCAUGUUAAGAAGUGCCACCAAUCCCCUGGACGGGUUAUUAUUGUUGCUUUUUAUAUCUUUUGUUUGCCUGCUACAUUUCUGAACUGAAGCCAAAAUCUGUCACAAUGAAUGUGUGAUGUACAAAGACGGUGGAUUCCAUAACUUUUCAGCCUACCACAAGGUACUGAAACAAGCUAAGGCACAAGAAAUUGACCGCGACGCUCAAUUUUUACAACGCUCUGUCUGAAUGAGGGGAAGCGGGGAGUACGUUUCCUGAGAAUUUAGUUAUUUAGGGCUUGUAUGCCAUCAUUGUCAACACUUUCCUUGAAUUCAUUACUGCGGUGUGCCACUUGAUUGCUGUUUCACCAGAUCACUUGCUUGGUUAAUGGUCAAGCCAUGUUAACAGCCACGACCCCCUUAUGUGGCAUCCUCAAACUAAACCAUUUGCAGAUUGAUUGAAAGUAGCUGAAAAAAGGGGCAAGUAGCCUAUAUAGUGUGCCUUUGCAAUCCCUCUUCCUUUUGAUGGUUUCUUUCUUUGUCCUUCUCUUCAGCACACCAAUAUUUAGGUCUCAGUUCACAUAUAACAGUUGGUCCAACAGCAGGAAAUACCUAGAGAUUCCGCAACCUGCUGUAGGAGAACUCGAUUUUGGCAAGGGAACCCCAAGCAGAGUGAAUGGUGAGAAAGCAAUCCUAUGCCACAGGACAAUGUACUGUACAUUAUGUAAUCAGUCUUGUUUUAUAUUGUACAUACAGAUAGAUAUAUGCACAUGAUGUCAUUUAAUUUAAUGAUAAGGGUAUGUGAGGGGAGAGCUCCCCCAUUAUAAAAAAAAGGGUCAAGUGAGAACCCCAAAGUGGAUUUAAACCAUGUGCUUUUUUUCCAUGUAAAGCAUAUACUGUUAUAUACCAUACUCUUCUCCAAAUGCCUAUUUCAGUGUCACAAACAAUUUACAUGAUGGAAGGUGCAAGUGUAGGGAUAAAAAGAAUGAUCGAACUGGGUAAAAUCCCACGAAAUAUAUGGUUUCACAGGGUUAUUACCCUCUAGAAGUUUUUAUUUCCUUUGGUAUACGUGAUUCUUUUGUUGGUUUUGCUUAUAUCUACCCCUCCAUCAGAGCCAAGGUAUCUUUUGAAAGUGAUGUCAGACAUGAAAAUUAUAUUUUUUUCCGCAAUUUGAACAACAGGUUCAAAAUGUUGUCUGCAAACCCUCUUAUUUUUGGACAAGGUACUGAUGGGUGAUAAAUUAAAGGAAAAAAGAAUUAAAGGAAACAUUGCUCUGCACGUUGCAGAGCAAUGUUUUGGUCUUAUUAACCCCUGAGAGCUCGCAUUGGCUAAAUACGGUCCAGAGAGCACAAGAGAAGUGGGGAGCACAUGAAGAAGCCUGUGAUGUCCUCAAGUGAGAACAAAACAACACUUUCUUAACUCAGUUGUUUCUGGCAGGGAGGGCUGUCUACAUUUAGAUUUGUCAAAAGAAAGUCCUCGGGCUGUUUCUGCCAGUGACAGGUUAGCAAUGUCAGCAGCUGUGAUGGCACAAACAGACGUCAGAUGAAAAAAGUCGAUUCCAAAUGUUGCAUUUUUAACCACGGAGGAACAAUAUUUCGCCCUGAGCUCAAAGGAAGAAUAUCUCGUAGUUUUCAACUUCUGCAAAUGCCACGAGCUUAAAAAAAUUCCGUAUUACUUUUUUCUUUUUCUUUUUUUAAAGGAGUCAAAAGUCAUUACGGUGUCAGCAAGAGUUGGCUACAUGCUGUCAUAUUAAAUUAAGGUAAAGAGAGGAAGGUUUUCUGUGAUGUCGAAUGUUUAUGAUGUGGACCGUUCAAGUCAGUUCCUGUGCCCUCGCGACUUCUUUGUCUCCUUCAACAAAACCGUCAGCAAAACACUGUUGAUGUCUUUCACCUUUGAAAGCAAGUGUUUCUCCACAAGUGUUUCAAAGUGGUCAUUUGAUAGAACAUGUCCGACUAAUGGACUGGCUGAAUCAGCAUGGCCGAGUAUGCUGUUGGCUCAGCGCCGCUCUUUUGCCCAUUUAUUUUUUCUUUUAAUUUAUCACCAGCUCAUCAACCUAAUCUUUACUCUCAGGACACAUUUUAUAACUAGGGUCCCCAAACAGUUUUUAUGGCUGACAAAUAGCGAGUACAUUAUGAUAAUCACUGUCAGUAACCCCCAUCAGUAAUCGCUAUUAUCUUAGGCAAACCCUUUCCCUUUCUCUAGACCCUUGAUGGCAGAGUUCCAGUCUCACCUCUCUUAUAAAUAGCAUCUGUCAAAAAAAAACACGUGGUUUGCUUUCACUCGCUGGAUUUUGACAUGACUCAAAUAUAAGGGACAGUUUAAAAAAAAAAAUAGAAAGCUUUUUAUACUUAACUAGAAACAGCAGUUCAUAUUCAAUCACUGAAGCUAAGCACUCAAGCGUGUGUGGGUGGGGGGUGGGGGGCGUAUUUUUGUGUGCAUGCAUGCCUGUGGAUGUGCGUGAAAGCCACACCCAUAAAUUCUGAAGUCAGCCAUUCACUGAGUGAGAAGGAUCCAGUCAAGCAAAGUAACCUCUAUCUAAAUGUAUAGGACUCUAGAAUAGCAGUGUUUAUUUUAGCUUUUUCUGGGUUUUUGACUAUUGAACUUGGCUGCACAGGCAGCACACGUUUUUUGCUUGUGGGUGUGGCAUCUUGAGACAAAGAACGUUCAUUAUUCAUAGCCAUCGUCAGCUCUGGAGGCCACUUAUACUCUCUCUCUCUUUCUGUCUCGCUCUAUCUACUCUCAUUGUCUCUUAGCAUAGCAUCUACCUGGCUCUCUGUGUGCUGAUGGCACCUCAAGACACACACGCCCAUAAUCUGAGCACACAUGAUGCAAACGGGUAGAAUUUUAACACGCAUCAACAUGUGCCCAUACGUUGUGCAGGCGUGCACCGGUGUGUGCUUUUGCACAUGCAGCAGCACACACACACACACACAUAACCCAUGAACACUCAGACUGCCUCCUCAGUAGCAAUUCGAUGGCUCUGAUACGUGGAAGUUUUACAACUGACAGAUAAAACCAGAGAGGAAAAAUUGUAAAAGGACACCGUGCACUGUAACAUGCAGCUACUCUGACAAAGCACACACACACACACACACACACUUUCACUGAGACAGACAGACACUGCUAUGCAUCUUAACAAUCUGGAUAGGAUUUUGCCGAAAGACUUUUGUCAUGUGAAGCUGCACGGGUUGUGCUGGGAAUCCGCAGAGGUACAGCAGGAGUGCUAGUGAGCCAGAGCUUCAGGCUCUUGCUAUCGAAUGCUAUUGCAGCCCCCUCCCACCACCACCACCACCA